Molecule: messenger RNA, 2596 nt
Organism: Westerdykella ornata
Lineage: Eukaryota; Fungi; Ascomycota; Dothideomycetes; Pleosporales; Sporormiaceae
Product: tyrosine-protein phosphatase CDC14
Exons: 4
Coding region: 259-2142 (627 amino acids)
Biological process (GO): regulation of exit from mitosis; positive regulation of cytokinesis; protein dephosphorylation
Cellular component (GO): mitotic spindle midzone; spindle pole; mitotic spindle
Molecular function (GO): protein serine/threonine phosphatase activity; protein tyrosine/serine/threonine phosphatase activity
Source: RefSeq, a predicted model, not a curated record
CCUCACAUCCACUUCCGCCCGCAUCAUUACCUUUAUUCUUCUACUGCGUCGCCGCUACGUUCGAAAUCCCAGCGCGACCACUGCAGUAGCAGCCUUCGCCUCUUGCGACGCACUCGAUUGAAUUUCGCGCAGUCGCAGCUCUGCUUCCGGCGCUGUCAUUCGCAUCCGGGCUCCCUUUCUGGUCGCAUUCGCAAGUCUGCCUCUCAAUUUCCUAAGGUCACGCAUUCUACCUUCUGCAAGAGCUCAAGGGUAGCCGCGAUGCGUACCGCAACAGCAGCGAGGACGCCGACCAGGACCGCCAGCUAUGGCCAGGUUAUUGAGUACAUCCAAGACCGUCUGUACCUGGCUUCGUACACGCAUCCACCAGACGCGAAUACUCCGUUUCCCUACCCUCGAGAGGACAAUUCACCUUCGAAGCGCUCGGCAAGAGCGCAAUCGGGCCCGAGGGAGAAGGCUCCGAGGCAAGCUCCUCUUUACUUCACCAUCGACAAGACUCUGCUUUACAAUGCCUUCCAUGGCGACUUUGGCCCGCUGCACAUUGGGCAUCUCUACCGUUUCGCCAUCCACCUGCACGAGGUGUUGGCAGGCAAUGACAGACCAGUAGUGUUCUGGACGAAUGCGGAUUCGAGAAGCAGGGCUAACGCCGCCUGUAUUCUCGCCUGCUACAUGGUCCUUAUUCAAUCGUGGCCCCCUCACCUGGCUCUCGCUCCCAUUGCGCAAAUGGAUCCUCCGUGCAUGCCGUUCCGCGACGCCGGCUACAGCCAAGCGGACUACACCCUCAGCAUUCAAGAUGUUGUGUAUGGCGUAUGGAAAGCAAAGGAGGAGGGCCUGGUCGGAAUGGAGGACUUCAGUCUGGAAGAAUACGAGAAGUAUGAGCGAGUCGAUAUGGGAGACUUCAACUGGGUCACCCCAGACUUCCUUGCUUUUGCGUCGCCUCAACACAAGCCGACCCACGUCAUACCACCAACAUCGCCCAUGUAUUCCACCCUACCGACGAAUAUUGCCGAGAUUCAGCGCUCAGAUCUCCCAACUCCGUUCAAGAAUGUGCUGUCGCACUUCUCUGCCAGGAACAUCGGCCUGGUAGUGCGACUCAACUCCGAGCUCUACUCAUCAUCCUACUUCACUGCCCUCGGAAUACAGCACCUCAACAUGAUAUUCGAUGACGGAACAUGUCCCCCACUCAGCCUUGUUAGACAAUUCAUCAACCUGGCCCACGAGAUGAUCACCGUCCACAAACGGGGCAUAGCUGUGCAUUGCAAAGCUGGUCUUGGCCGCACAGGAUGCCUGAUCGGAGCCUACCUCAUAUAUAGGCAUGCUUUCACUGCCAAUGAGACGAUUGCGUAUAUGCGCUUCAUGCGACCUGGAAUGGUCGUUGGACCUCAACAGCACUGGCUCCAUCUGAACCAGGCAACCUUCCGAGAGUGGUGGUUCGAGGACAUCAUGAAGGCGAAGCUUGCUGAAGUAACCCCUGCCACACCCCCGAGGGCCUCGCACAAGCAGCGGCUGACGAGCAACGGGCAAACGUUUACUCCCCCGAACGGGUCCCAAAAACGCACUGCUCUUGGCGAGAUCGAGGGCAACGAGAGAAGCAACGGAGGAUCGACUAUCGGCGUUUUGGACGACAAUCUGCCGGCUCCCACGCCAGGCCAGCCGCGAAAGACGAGCAAGCUCUACGGAUCUGUCAGGCAAUCUCCUCAUCGUGUCGACGAGAACGAGCCUUUUGAGAAGUCUGUUACAGAGGUCAAACGCCCAACGCGCUUCGAGGGUGAGAGCGACGGUGAGUACAGUCUACGGAUAAUGCAGUAUAAGGCGAGGGCCAUUUCGCGGUCACCCGUUCAGAAGGACAAACGCCGUAUUCACAGCACGACAUCCAUCAGCACGACUGUCACAACCACGUCAUAUGCCCCAGUCUACUCCACCGGUGAUAGUGACAUCGAGAACGUGGAACCUGGAGCGCAUCCAAAGACACCAGCCCGGGAAAAGAGCGGCAGUGGCCAAGGCAAUCUCAGCGUGGGCAAGGUCCGAACCAGCCCGUCACGGCGCAGCGUCGAGGGCAAGAGUGGUGUCCGCAAGACCAGCGGCAGGGUGGGAAGCGUGGGCAACCCGUCGUUGAUGCGUUCCAAGGCCCAGCCGCAAGCAUGAAACGAAACGUUAUGAUGUCUCUCCAGCUUUACGUCUAGAGCAUAGUUGGUAUCUUCUUCGUUGUUGAUCUUGGUUGGCAUCACAAGCGGCAUCGAAAAGGCGUCUGGCAUCUGUCUCGUUCUCCAGCACUGAUGUCUAUACUGUUACGAACUUUUUGUCCGGCCCCAUCGUACGUUACGCGGUCGGAUGUGGCGUUGUUUGGUUUCUCAUCUCCGAUCCUCCUGGUGCUGCGACUUGGUCGUCGGUGUGAAUAAUGAGUUUGGGGUUGGCGGUGUUUUUCGGUUUGGGAGUUUUCGGGCGCUACGGCUGACGGUAUUCUACGUGGAGUCUUUAUGUAGCGUUGCGCUGUUUAUGUCGGGUGUUUCAUGGUGCUUGCGUGUGAGUUUCCACGAGGAAUACGGAAUGAUACAAUCAAUCAAUGAGGGCAGUCUCUUUUUGGACGCUCGAUAUUUCC